UCAAGACAAUUGACCGACACAGCUGUGGUAGAAGAAGUCGAAGUCGAAACACCCGGCUGCGUUAGUUUUUUUUUUUAGGGAUUGUCAGAUAAAUCUUCUGUAAUAUUUUUUUUUGCAACAUGGAGGAGUCAAAGAACAAAGAUAAAACCCUACCAGAAAAAACGGACGAGAAGGAUAAACAACCCGCGGGGAAAGAUAAAGAGAAGAAAGAGGAGCAGGAGCUGUCAGAGGAGGACAAGCAGCUGCAGGAGGAGUUGGAACUGAUGGUGGAGAGACUGAGUGAGAAGGAUGCGUCUCUCCAUCGGCCUGCACUCGAGGAGCUGCGUCGCCAGAUCCGUUCCUCCACUACCUCCAUGACCUCGGUGCCCAAACCGCUCAAGUUCCUGAGGCCGCACUACAGUAAACUCAAAGAGAUAUAUGAGGACAUGACCCCUGGAGAGAACAAGCAUUUCUGUGCGGAUGUGGUGUCUGUCCUGGCCAUGACGAUGAGCGGCGAGAGAGAGUGUCUGAAGUACCGCCUGCUCGGCUCACAGGAGGAACUCGCGUCCUGGGGCCACGAAUACGUCAGGCACCUUGCAGGUGAAGUAGCUAAAGAGUGGCAGGAGCUGGAGGAAGGAGACAAGGUGCAGCAGGAGACCCUGUUGAAGCUGGUGAAGGAGAUUGUUCCUUACAACAUGGCGCACAACGCCGAGCACGAGGCCUGCGACCUGCUGAUGGAGAUUGAGCGGCUUGACAUGCUCGACACGUACAUCGACGAGAACGCCUACGCCAAGGUCUGCCUCUACCUCACCAGCUGUGUUAGCUAUGUUCCCGAGCCGGAGAACUCGGCCCUGCUCAAGUGUGCACUCAACAUUUUCCGCAAGUUCAACCGUUACCCAGAAGCCCUCAGGCUGGCACUGAUGCUCAAUGAUGUUGAGCUGGUGGAGAACAUCUUUACUUCAUGCAAAGACAUUGUUGUUCAGAAGGAGAUGGCGUUCAUGCUGGGUCGACACGGCAUGUUCCUGGAGCUGAACGAGGAUGUGGAGGACUACGAGGACCUGACAGAGAUCAUGUCCAACGUGCAGCUCAACAGCAACUUCCUCGCCCUCGCACGUGAGCUGGACAUCAUGGAGCCCAAAGUGCCAGAUGACAUUUACAAAACCCACCUGGAGAACAACAGAUUCUGUGGCAGUGGCUCUCAGGUGGACUCUGCCCGCAUGAACCUCGCCUCCUCGUUUGUAAACGGCUUCGUUAAUGCAGCAUUUGGACAGGACAAACUGCUCACCGAGGAUGGCAACAAGUGGCUGUACAAGAACAAGGACCAUGGAAUGCUGAGUGCUGCUGCAUCUCUGGGUAUGAUCCUGCUGUGGGAUGUGGACGGUGGUCUCACUCAGAUCGACAAAUACCUCUAUUCCUCAGAGGACUACAUAAAGUCUGGGGCUUUGCUUGCAUGCGGUAUCGUCAACUCUGGAGUUCGUAACGAGUGUGACCCUGCUCUUGCCCUCCUCUCUGACUAUGUCCUACACAACAGCAAUGUCAUGAGGAUAGGAGCCAUCUUUGGGCUGGGCCUGGCCUAUGCAGGAUCUAACAGAGAAGAUGUCUUGUCGCUGCUCCUGCCCGUCAUGGGAGACUCGAAGUCUAGCAUGGAGGUGGCAGGUGUGACCGCUCUAGCAUGCGGUAUGAUUGCUGUGGGCUCAUGUAAUGGUGACGUCACCUCCACCAUCCUCCAGACCAUCAUGGAGAAGAGUGAGCAGGAGCUAAAGGACACAUAUGCGCGCUGGCUUCCCCUGGGCCUCGGACUUAACCACCUAGGAAAGGGCGAAGCGAUCGAGACCACUCUGGCAGCAUUACAGGUUGUCCCAGAGCCUUUCCGCAGCUUCGCAAACACACUCGUGGAUAUCUGUGCAUAUGCAGGUUCGGGGAACGUCCUGAAAGUUCAGCAGUUGUUGCACAUUUGUAGUGAGCACUAUGAUACCAAGGACAAAGAUGAUGACAAGGACAAGAAGGACAAAAAAGAUAAGGAGAAGAAAGAAAACGCAGCAGACAUGGGCUCACAUCAGGGCGUGGCCGUGCUGGGUAUUGCACUCAUUGCCAUGGGAGAGGAAAUCGGAUCAGAGAUGGCACUCCGCACAUUUGGUCACCUGCUGCGGUAUGGCGAGCCCACCUUGCGCAGAGCGGUGCCUUUAGCAUUAGCACUCAUCUCAGUGUCCAAUCCCAGACUCAACAUCCUGGACACGCUCAGCAAGUUCUCUCAUGACGCUGACCCCGAGGUCUCGCACAACUCCAUCUUCGCCAUGGGCAUGGUGGGCAGUGGUACCAACAACGCUCGUCUAGCAGCCAUGCUCCGUCAGCUGGCUCAGUAUCACGCCAAGGACCCCAACAACCUGUUCAUGGUCCGACUCGCUCAGGGACUGACACAUCUGGGUAAAGGGACGUUGACGUUGUGUCCGUACCACAGCGACAGGCAGCUCAUGAGUCAGGUGGCAGUGGCUGGACUCCUCACGGUGCUAGUGUCCUUCCUGGAUGUGAAAAACAUUAUUUUGGGAAAGUCCCAUUACGUCCUGUACGGCCUUGUAGCAGCGAUGCAGCCCCGUAUGCUCGUCACAUUCGACGAGGAGCUCCGGCCUCUUCCUGUAUCCGUCCGUGUGGGACAGGCUGUGGAUGUGGUGGGACAGGCAGGCAAGCCCAAAGCCAUCACUGGUUUUCAGACACACACCACGCCUGUGCUGCUGGCGCAUGGAGAGAGAGCUGAGCUGGCCACAGAAGAGUACAUCCCGGUCACGCCCAUCCUCGAGGGCUUCGUUAUCCUGCGCAAAAACCCCAACUACGACGCCUAAACACACACACGCACACACACACGCACAGAGCGUCACUCACACUUGUAUUCGGGACCUCGACUGCGCCAUGUUCUGAUCCACGAUGGAUGGCUUUAUCAAAACAGCACAGGUUUCUUUCUAUUCCUUUCUUGUUUGUUAGGUUUUUUUUUUUUAAUACAUCAUAAACCUGUUCAGCUCUGGUUAAUUAUUUCUACUGGUUAAAAUCAGUUCUGGUUCAUUAUCUUUCUUUCUGCAUUUUGUUGGUUUUGUUGUUUUAUUGUUAUGAUGUGAAAAAUAAAUAAAAGAAUAUGGUCAGUAAA
This is a messenger RNA of Hemibagrus wyckioides, 3115 nucleotides long. RefSeq names its product proteasome 26S subunit ubiquitin receptor, non-ATPase 2 (gene psmd2). NCBI's taxonomy places the organism in Eukaryota, Metazoa, Chordata, Actinopteri, Siluriformes, Bagridae. Gene Ontology annotation, molecular function: enzyme regulator activity. Gene Ontology annotation, cellular component: proteasome complex; nucleus; proteasome regulatory particle, base subcomplex. The record is from RefSeq and is a predicted model, not a curated record. Gene Ontology annotation, biological process: regulation of protein catabolic process; proteasome-mediated ubiquitin-dependent protein catabolic process. The transcript is spliced from 21 exons. Bases 120 to 2816 code for a protein of 898 amino acids.